GUCAGCUGCGUGCUGCAAUUUUGUUCCUGCAUAUGCAUGAUGUAAAUUUACAGGGCUGGUGCUGUGUAUGUAAAGUUUCAUGGGCUUCAGAAUCAAUUUUCAUACUUUCAGUAAAUAUAUACAUCAUGGAAAUAGCGAAAUACGCUUUGUCCAACUUUUAUCUGUAAUACUAAAGAUAAGUGACUUCGUGAGAUCUGUAAAAGAAGAACGUGAACCUGUAUGUCUGAUGACAAGAGGCCAGAAGUGUUUUUCUUUUGAAAGAAGAAUGAUAUAACCUAAAAAAUUAGUUAAUUAUAAAAUUAAUAACAAUGUGCUUCUGUGAUUUUCUUUAAACAUACUGAGUUUGUUUUAUUAAAAAAUUUGACAAAAAUGGCAUUAUUAAAAAAGAAAAAAAGAGUUUCUAAGAAACUAAAAAGUUCAUGGAGGAAACAUACAAAUAUUACAGACGUUGAAGAUUUUUUAGAAGAAAAGAGAUUGGAGGAAAGGAUAGGGCCAUUAUCUACUAUAUCAAACGAAGCACUUUUUCAAGUAGAUUCCAAACCAUCUGAACAGAUUUUAUCAUCUAGAAGACGAAGAAAAGCAGCUGCCGAAAAACCUUUAAAAUGCUUUUCUGCUCUCCAGUCUUACACCAAUGUUCCAGAUCCCAUUUCAAAAAGGAACAGGGUAAGAACAAAAGAAGAACGAAUGAGUAAAUUUGUAAAAGAAAAACAAAUAUUAAAUGGUGGAAAAAUUACUAAAGGUAAAGAAAGUCAAAAUAUUGAUAGGAAAUUAAAAAACUUUGCCAAACGAGGUGAAUUCAAUGCAAAUAUAUGGGAAGAUAAGGAUAAUCUAAAGAAUGAAGAAUGGGUAGAAACCAAUACUACAAAACAUAACUUGAAAGGUGUAGGUGUUCAAAUUAAAAAGCAUGUCAAGUCCAUUAAAACGAAAUUACCUGCUAUUGAACUGCCACAUCCAGGAAUGUCAUAUAAUCCAAGCUAUGUAGAUCAUCAAGAUUUACUACAGGAGGUAGCACAGAAAGAAAAAAAGUUAAUAAAGGAAGAAGAGCAUCUCAAUAGAGUCACAAGAGGUAUGUUUUCUAAAGUUACAGCUGAGAAGCGGGAUCAGAAUUGGUUAGUCGAUAUGGCUGAGGGGUUACCAAGUAAAAAUAAUACUAAAAUUGAAGAAGAACCUAAUAGUGAUGGUGAAUACAAAUCAGUAAAUCCACCAGUGAAAAAUGUUAAGAAAACAUUACAACAAAAAAGAAAGAAAAAGGAGCAUAUUAAAUUGGAAAAGGCAAAAAGUUAUUUAAAAAUGCAGAAGAAAAAAAUUACUGACCUUCAUAACCUAAAAAAAUUAGUUAAUCAAAUUGAAACAGUUGAUCAAAAACAAGUUUUGAUUAGAGAAAUUAAGAAAAAUAAUAAAGAUGCUAAAAAAGAUGGAACAAAAGUGUUAAGUGCCCUAAAAUAUGAAGAGCCUGAUUUAGAUUUUAACCUUGGUCGUGAAAUAGCAGGCAAUUUGAAAAAUUUAAAAACUGAAGGAAAUUUGCUAGAAGAUAGAUUUAAAAGUAUGCAAAAAAGGAAUAUUUUAGCUCCUACAAAGAGACGGACAAUUAAGAAAGUCAAAGUUAAGAAGUACACAAAACCUGGUCACAAGGAUGAAGAUUGGAAGAAAACUGUUGCCCGAUCAUAUAAGUAAUUUUCUUGUGAUUGUUUCUAAAUAAAUUUUUUAAGAUUUA
Molecule: messenger RNA, 1714 nt
Organism: Psylliodes chrysocephalus
Lineage: Eukaryota; Metazoa; Arthropoda; Insecta; Coleoptera; Chrysomelidae
Source: the annotation of a GenBank genome assembly